Messenger RNA from Dunckerocampus dactyliophorus (ringed pipefish), 2857 nucleotides. RefSeq names its product solute carrier family 30 member 5 (gene slc30a5). NCBI's taxonomy places the organism in Eukaryota, Metazoa, Chordata, Actinopteri, Syngnathiformes, Syngnathidae. Gene Ontology annotation, biological process: zinc ion transport; transmembrane transport; intracellular zinc ion homeostasis. Gene Ontology annotation, molecular function: zinc ion transmembrane transporter activity. The record is from RefSeq and is a predicted model, not a curated record. Gene Ontology annotation, cellular component: Golgi apparatus; membrane. The transcript has 16 exons. The coding region runs from base 410 to 2764 and encodes 784 amino acids.
GAACGUGACGUGGACUGUUUAUAGCAAGUAUCCAAAAGGUUUUUCCGGGUGUCUCGUGUUCAGUUUCGAUGGACUUCUCUAUUUGUUUUUAAUAUGCUGCGCCCCGAUUGCUAUUUAUUUAUCCGAAAUAGACGUAGCACAUAUAUACACACAUAUAAAAGAACGCGUCACGGUGUCAAACGGUAGAUAUAACCUGCCAUGCCAGAUGGUUAGCUAGCUAAUUAGCUCGUAGCUAACAUCCCUUGAAUGAUUCCUUAUAUAGGGUUGUGUGGUAUCGACGAUAGUUAUAAAACGCGAUUAUGAUAUUAUUUUAAUUAGAGACCAAGACGAGGCUGUCUCUAAUUUCAUUUCGUAGAAAGCAGUAAUGAUAUAAAGGGCACUUGGGGACGGUAAAGCCAGCCGGCUGAACAUGGAGGAGAAAUACAGUAGCAACGUCCUCUCUGGGAGGAAACUGGGAAUGGUUGAGGUUCCUAAUUCUAGUUUAACCAAGUACAUCGUUUUACUGGUUAUCUCCAAGAUCCUCAAGGCCCUGGGGAUAUUUGAAUCCUAUGACAUCCUUAAGGUUGUUCACAUUGUCCAGUUUAUCUUCAUAUUAAAGCUAGGGUCUGCUGUUGUUUUACUUUUCUUUCAAAAACCCUUUUCUUCUGGAAAAGUCAUCUCAAAAAGACAGUGGAUAAAGUUACUAAAGCAUGCUGUUUUCAGCUGCAUCAUAUCCCUGCUGGGCUUUUUUGGGUUGACUCUCUGUGGACCUCUGAGAACAUUAUUACUUUUUGAGCAUAGUGAUGUGGUGGUGAUUGCUCUCCUCGGUGUCCUUUUUACCAGCACAGGAGGAGGACCAUCCAAGACCAGAGGCGCUGCUCUCUUCAUCAUCGCAGUGAUCUGCCUUCUCCUCUUUGAUAAUGAUGAUCUCAUGGCAAAAAUGGCAGAGCAUCCUGAGGGACAUCACGACAGCGCGCUAACUCAUUUCCUCUACACCACCAUUGCAUUUUUAGGAGUUGCAGAUCACAAAGGUGGUGUUGUGCUGCUGGUGGUCUCCCUGUGCCUGAAGGUGGGCUUCCACACAGCCUCCAGGAAGCUCUCAGUGGAACUUGGUGGAUCCAAGCGCCUGUAUGCCCUUGACCACCUGGUGUCUGCUGUGGUGCUGCUGCCCUGGGUCAUAGUGUUGUCUGCCACUACUGAAAGUAAAGUAGAGUCAUGGUCUUCUCUCAUCCUGCCUUUUGCCAUGAUCAUCUGCUCUGUGGUGAUCCUUGAGUUUUACGUGGAGGCCAUCUGCAGUGCAAAGAUGGAGGUGCAGCGGUGCGCCCGAUACGGCGCCAUUGCACUCUUCUCCAGCUCCCUACUACUCGCCAACUUCUGGACCCACCCACUGACCGACCAGUUGCGCUCUAUGAGCAAACCGCCCCAGGAGACCAGCACGGAGCAUGUGCUCUCUGGAGGGGUGCUUGUCAGCGCUGUCUUCUUCAUCAUGUCAUCCAGUAUUCUCUCAUCCCCUUCAAAGAAAGGUCAAAAGGGCACCCUGGUGGGUUACUCACCUGAAGGGACACCCUUGUACAACUUCAUGGGUGACGCUUUGCAGCACACAUCUCAGUCCCUGCCACGGUUCAUCAAAGAUUCCCUAAAACAGAUCCUGGAGGAGUACGACUCACGGCAGAUCUUCUACUUCCUGUGUCUGAACUUGGCUUUCACCUUUGUGGAGCUCUUUUAUGGUGUUUGGACAAACAGUCUUGGACUGAUCUCGGAUGGCUUCCACAUGUUGUUUGACUGCUCAGCUUUAGUCCUCGGCCUGUUUGCCGCACUAAUGACUCGUUGGAAAGCGACCAGGAUCUUCUCCUACGGGUAUGGUCGUGUCGAAAUCCUUUCUGGGUUCAUCAAUGGCCUGUUCCUGAUGGUCAUCGCUUUCUUUGUCUUUGUGGAGUCUGUUACCCGUUUAGUGGACCCUCCUAACAUAAACACAGACAUGCUGACUCCGGUGUCUGUCGGCGGUUUAUUGGUCAACCUUGUGGGAAUCUGCGCUUUCAGCCACGCUCACUCCCACGGUGGAAAAAGUUGCUCCACGCACGACCACGGCCAUUCACACCAUGGACACUCCCAUGGCGACCACAGCCAUGGAGGCCACAGCCAUGGAGGCCACAGCCACACUCAUGGAGGACACGGGCAUGGCGGUCAUGGACACGGACAUGGACAUGGCGGGCAUGGGCAUUCCCACAGCUCAGGGGGCAUGAAUGCCAACAUGAGAGGUGUCUUCCUUCAUGUCCUGGCUGACACGUUGGGAAGUGUCGGCGUCAUCAUCUCCACCGUCCUCAUACGCCAGUUUGGCUGGUUGAUUGCCGAUCCUAUUUGCUCCCUCUUCAUUGCCACGCUCAUCUUCCUCAGCGUCAUCCCUUUGCUGAAGGAUGCUUGUGAGGUUCUUCUGUUGAGAACUCCACCCGAGCACGAGAAGGACCUGAACAAUGCUCUGGAGAAGAUUGAAAAGAUUGAAGGGAUUUUGUCAUACAGAGAUCCUCAUUUCUGGAGACAUUCAGCCAGCGUGAUCGCAGGGACCAUCCACCUCCAGGUCAUGUCAGAUGUGGUGGAGCAACGCAUCAUACAGCAGGUGACGGCUAUUUUGAAAGAUGCCGGAGUGAAUAAUCUCUCGGUGCAGUUGGAGAAGGAAGCUUACUUCCAGCACAUGUCUGGGCUCAGCACCGGAUUUCAGGAUAUUCUAGCUAUGACGCAGCAGAUGGAGUCUAUGAAAUACCUGAAAGAUGGGACGUGUGUCAUGUAGCCUCCAUUUGUGGGACCAAAUCAGAUCUUAUUAAUUGCAAUGGUUUUUACAUGGAUUGUACAGUGUAUGUAUGUGAUUUGAAUAAAUCUGUAU